Molecule: messenger RNA, 1791 nt
Organism: Cylindrotheca closterium
Lineage: Eukaryota; Bacillariophyta; Bacillariophyceae; Bacillariales; Bacillariaceae
Source: the annotation of a GenBank genome assembly
AUGGGAGAUCCACCCAUUGACAAUGCAAGAGCUGAACUAGGAGGAGGUGCAAAAGCGCUUUCACCCACCAACAAGCCAAAGAACAAGCGUGAGAAACGCAAGAUCGCUAACCGGGCAAGGCAUCGUUUGCUUUCCAUCCGCAAAGACGCCAAUGCCAUUGAAGAUGUCAUCAAACCACUAUUGAUAGCUGACGAUGCAGUUACUGUGCAUGACGAUUGGCCAUGGAUUGCCAACAAGCAAUGUGGCUCCUGGUACCUUCCAAAGCCAACACUUUGUUCGUGUUACUUUAAAUCCACAGAUGGCCAUGUUGGAACCUACAACGUUUCGUUGAAACGAUUGAAUUUGCCACUACUAAAAGUUCUGAGCGGCCAUCAAGGCUGCGUUUUGGUGGAUUCUUCUGUACGAAAGUUACUUCCCGACAGUUUCUCCAGGACAAUUCCUAUAUGGGCCUGUGUUCUCAAUCGAAUAGCAAAGAGAUAUCGAGAGGAGCUUAGCGGUGAUGGUGGAUUGGGCAGUACUAGUUCUAUUACUAAAUACUGGAAUGACACUGAUUGGGAUGUCGGCCUUUACACUCCUGCAUCCGUCGUUUCGCCGGAAGAGCAUAUUGUAAUCUCAGACUUGAUCGACUCACGUGUCGAUUUAUUGUAUCAGAGCAAGGCAAUUGUGGAUCCAGAAGGGUUGGCGAAGCUACUGACCAAGCCGGUUCGGGCUGUCUGGUGGUCCAAUGGAAGAUAUCAUACCGACACAUUAUCCUCAGCAGUAAACGAAAGUUUGGAUUGGGACAAGUACCAUGUCAUUGUUUGUUGCAAUCCAUCUUCCUAUAUCGAAGAAGAUGGCAAGCUACUCAAUAAGAAUCAUAUCCAAUGGCAAGAUGGGCCAGGGGACAAUGGAUUCUACUACACUCCAGGUGCAGCAGACGACCAUGAUACUUGGGCGCGUGGGUUGACGCCAGAGCUUUUGUGGAUGCACGAGCACUCUUUAGGCGACUUAUCAUCCUUAACUGAGGACCAUGUGGACGCUAUCAUCGAUGACGUUGUAAAGUCGGCUUGCCAAGAUGCUCUAGGAGAUACUCCUGCGUCUCCUCAAAUUGAUGCGAAAAAUGCAAACAAGAUUGGGGAAUCAAAUCUUUGGAUCGGAAGUCGAAGGGCGGGGAGACCACCCGAGUGUUGGGAUUCCUUCGAUGCAAUUCUGAACGUUACUGAGAAUGAGUAUCCCAACAUGAUCAAAUCGAUGGAAACGUCACAGAAACCAUGCUUCUACUUGCAACUAGUGGUUGCUGAAGGGAAAAGGGACAAAACACAGCUGGAAAGACUACUCCCUCUUGGUUUGGCCUUCUUGCUUCAUCACAUGCGGCAGGGGAGAAGAACGCUUGUGCACUGCGCUCAAGGGAAAGAUAGAUCAGUAGCAAUAGCUGUUGCUUCUGUUGCUCUGUUUUGCCCCAAGGUCUAUCCUCUCAAGCUUAGUCCAAGGUGUGAAGAAUGGGAUCUUGAACUAUUGUGCAAAGGAGAAGUUUUAAGCAUAGGAGAAUUAGAACAAGGCGCUAGUCUAUAUGGGCAUUCGGGUCUUCCACUGUCACUGAUUCGAGUGCUAUUGAGUGAAAGUGCCAGGGAUGACUUCCUCAGAUGGUAUCAUGCAUGCUCCAAAGUUCCAACCUCCACGUCACUUGCUACCAAGGAAAGUAUUCGAAUCAGCCUACAUUUGAUUCAGCAAGACCGAGAAGUGGCUGAUCCUACACGAUCGACCAUGCAAAAGCUGAAUCGGUUCUUCAUGAGUAGCUCGAUGUAUCGUUAA